UGUUCAGUACGCACUCGUCGUUUACCCGUACGAUGAAAAAGUGUUAAAAAUGCCGAGUGAGAGAUUCUUGACAGCGUAAUUACCUUCCUCGGGCGUUGUGAGAGACUGUACGACCCCAAGAGACAUUAACGUGUCUCAGUGAGAUAAACAUCUGAAAGUGAUUUUGAGAGACAUUUUUUUGCGAUUUGAAGAUGAUUCUGUACGGGAACGCCGCUCUCACGCCCUCACCUUCAUCGUCGUCAUCUUCACCUGUGUCCCAGACGAGCAUGUCACCUCAGUGUGGAGCAGCUGAUGUCACUCUCACACGCUGCAAGAAUGAAAUCAGUGACAUCCUCCUGCCACCCUCCAUACACCCAAUGUUGAUGUCGACGAUUCCCAAGUGUGCCGGGUGUUCUGAAGCCAUCUUGGACCGGUUCAUCUUAAAGGUGCUGGAGAGGACGUGGCACUCCCGGUGCCUCAAGUGUGCCGACUGUGGUGCCCAACUCACUGACAAGUGCUUCGCCAGGAACCAGCAAGUCUACUGCAAGGAAGACUUCUUCAGGAGGUACGGCACUAAGUGCUCCGGGUGUGAGCAAGGCAUCCCACCGACCCAAGUGGUCCGCCGUGCCCAAGAUAACGUCUACCAUCUCCACUGCUUCGCUUGCGUUAUCUGCCAGCGUCAGCUCAACACUGGCGACGAAUUCUACCUCAUGGAGGACAAUAAACUCGUGUGUAAGAGCGACUACGAGCAGGCCAAGCAGAGAGGUAUGUCUCUGAAGGAGGACGACCUGAGUGGCAAGCGUCCGCGCACCACCAUCAGUGCCCGCCAGCUGGAGAAACUGAAGGCAGCUUACAGCAAGUGCGCCAAGCCGCCCCGCCACGUCCGCGAGCAGCUGGCGGCGGACACCGGCCUCGACAUGAGGGUCGUGCAAGUCUGGUUUCAGAACAGACGCGCCAAAGAGAAGCGACUGAAGAAGGAUGCUGGACGGACCCGCUGGGGCCAGUACUUCCGGUCCAUGAAGAACGGCAGCCGGGAGAAGCGACGAGACGACGACAAGAGUGACCCGGACCUCGACAUGGACUCACGUAAGGCACUCUCUUUCACGCACUCUGCCUCAUGA
Molecule: messenger RNA, 1100 nt
Organism: Cherax quadricarinatus
Lineage: Eukaryota; Metazoa; Arthropoda; Malacostraca; Decapoda; Parastacidae
Source: RefSeq, a predicted model, not a curated record